ACUUUGCAAUGCAAUUUGAACUUUCUCAAAUAGAUUGGAUGAUUUGGAUAAUAAUUUUUCUACUUUCUCUUGCUUAUCUUUGGCUAUGGAAAAGCAAGAAGAAGGCAAAGAAAUUACCACCUGGUCCAAAAGGGUUACCAAUUUUGGGAAGUCUUCACAUGUUGGGUGCAAAUCCUCAUCGUGAUCUUCACCAACUUGCCCAAAAACAUGGACCUGUCAUGUACCUGCGCUUAGGUUUUGUGCCCACCAUAGUUGUUUCUACACCCCAAGCUGCUGAACUGUUCCUCAAAACCCAUGACCAUGUCUUUGCAAGUAGACCACCUCAUGAGGCUGCAAAGUACAUUUCUUGGGAGCAAAGGAGCUUGAGCUUUAGUGAAUAUGGUUCUUAUUGGCGCAACAUGCGUAAGAUGUGCACGUUGGAAUUGUUAAGUCAAACAAAAAUUAACACCUUCAGAUGCAUGAGGGAAGAGGAGCUUGACCUGUUGAUAAAGAUUCUAAGAGAAGAUGCAAAUGAUGGAGCUGCUGUAGAUGUCAGUGCCAAGGUUGCAACAUUCAGUGCUGAUAUAGCUUGUAGAAUGAUUUUAGGAAAGAAGUACAUGGACAAGGAGUUCGAUGAGAAAGGGUUCAAGGGUGUGAUGCAAGAAGGAAUGCAUUUAGCGGCAACUCCUAACAUAGGAGAUUACAUUCCUUACAUUGGUGCACUUGACCUUCAAGGGCUAACAAAGCGCAUGAAAGCAGUUCGAAAAAUCUUUGACAACUUCUUUGACAAAAUUAUUGUUGAGCAUAUGCAAUCAGAUAAGGGAGGACAAGACAAAAUCAAGGAUUUUGUGGAUGUCAUGUUGGGCUUUGUUGGUACUGAAGAAUCUGAAUACCGUGUUGAACGCCCCAAUAUCAAAGCCGUUUUACUGGAUAUGCUGGCGGGUUCAAUGGAUACUUCUGCUACGGCAAUUGAAUGGACACUAUCCGAGCUCAUAAAGAAUCCAAGGGUGAUGAAGAAAGUGCAAAUGGAGUUGGAAAGAGUGGUGGGUAUGAAGAGGAAGGUGGAGGAAUCAGACUUAGAGAAGUUGGAGUAUUUGAACAUGGUUAUAAAGGAAAGUAUGAGGAUCCAUCCGGUGGCACCAUUAUUGAUACCACGCCAAUCAAUGGAAGAUUGCAUGGUUGGAGAAUUCUUCAUACCUAAGAAAUCAAGGGUAAUAAUAAAUGCAUGGGCAAUUAUGAGAGAGCCAAGUGCAUGGAGCGAGGCAGAGAAGUUUUGGCCAGAGAGAUUUGAGGGAAGUAACAAUGAUGUUAGAGGGCAUGACUUUCAGUUGAUACCAUUUGGGUCUGGAAGAAGAGGGUGUCCUGGGUUGCAAUUGGGUCUAACUGUGGUUCGUUUGGUAGUGGCCCAACUUGUUCAUUGUUUUCAUUGGAAGCUACCACACGGCAUGCUGCCAAAUGAUUUGGACAUGACUGAACAUUUUGGUCUCGCAAUGCCCAGAGCCAAUCAUUUAGUUGCUGUUCCAACCUAUCGCCUUCACGAUGAAAUGGAUUAGGAGAAAAUAAAUAAGUGAUAAUAACUUUGUGUGUACUCUGUGCUUAAAUAAGUUAUAAUAAUUAGGUUGAUUUUAAUAAGAUUUAUGUCAAAUAAAUUAACCUGUCCGUUGUGCACCUGAACCAGUUGACACGAGAGAGAGUCAAAGAGAGGAACUAGAUAAGCAUUUUGUAAGUUUAAAUGAAUAUUUACAUAAAAAAGAACUAAAUAAUUCAUAUACAUGUAUUUGUUUACAAUACAGUUAAUUUCAAAAUAUAGUCAAGUUUUCAAUAUAAAGUUUUUGCCAUGUCAGUUACUCAAGUAGAUAUUAAGUAAAGUCGAAUAAAGUUUUAUCAGAAUUUUUAAAAUAAAAAUUAGCAAGCAUGUAUCACACACCAGUUAAAGACUCUCCUUCAAUAAAAAAUUAAGCAUCUUAUGUUCCUUUUCUUUUUAGUUCAAUUGCCGAGAUUAAUUUGGAAAACGAAGCAACGAAAUUUAGCUUGGCAGAAAGGCAGCUAUGUGUCUCCAAUUGAUUAAAGUUUCUCACAUGUCUUUCCUAUUCCAAGUUAGCUUUGACAACUCAUUGUGUAUGUUUCUCAAACUUAAGCUAAAAUUGCAUGUUAAUUGAUACCUUUAUGGCUUACACUUAAUCUUGGCCACAAAUUCUGGCUGUGGGUUGAAAAGGACCAUUAAUUGAUAUAUAGUAAUUUAAGGAAUAGUAGAAACUAAGUUGUAGCUAAUGGUUUCAUCUUUCGCUUGUGACUAUUGGCCGAGAAUAACGAGUCUUUGGGUGGGUUCUAAUUUAUCUUGUUCUCUUCGAUCUCAUUUAGUGAAGUAUUAAUCAAAAUACUCUAUUAAAAUUAAAUUAAUUAAAAAUUAGAUAAUUACGUUAAUAUGAAUAAGAAAUAUAGAAUUGAGUGUUACAAUUUUAUAAACUUAAUUAACCAAUUUUAACGACUUAUGUUUCAAGUCUUUCUGAAAUCUUUCACAAGGUAUUACUGAUAACCAUUAAAAAGAUACAUUUUGAGUUUACAUAAUUUUAAUGUUUCACGAGAAAAUAUUAUUAAAGAAAUACUAGAGAAUAAAUUUUCAGUACAUAUUAGCCUUGAUACUAGCUACUUUCUAUUUUUUUAUAAGAAAAAACAAAGAGUAUUAUUUAUUCUAAUUUAAAAAGUAUAUAUCUUUUUAAGUUAUAUUCGGUGCGAUUCUUUUACAUUCUCGAUUUAUUGUAAAAUUUAAUUUAAUAAUGCACUUAUUCAUUUAAUAUACAAGCUACUAUAAUUCAAUUACUAAUGUAGAUAUUUUGAAAUAAAAUAUAAAAAUAAUAUUUAAUUAAUUAAUUUUAGUAGUAAUGAAUUAUUCAUUUAUUUC
Abrus precatorius (Indian licorice) is the source of this 2881-nucleotide messenger RNA. RefSeq names its product cytochrome P450 CYP736A12-like. Gene Ontology annotation, molecular function: iron ion binding; heme binding; oxidoreductase activity, acting on paired donors, with incorporation or reduction of molecular oxygen. The record is from RefSeq and is a predicted model, not a curated record. The coding region runs from base 9 to 1532 and encodes 507 amino acids. The transcript has 2 exons. NCBI's taxonomy places the organism in Eukaryota, Viridiplantae, Streptophyta, Magnoliopsida, Fabales, Fabaceae.